AUGUGGAAUGAAGAUAGGGUUGUUGAAGAUAUGAAGGUCAUGAGGGACAGUAGGGAUGCAUCUGGUUCUUUAUUUCAAACCAUACCCAAGCUAAGGAAGCGCAUAUGGUCUCUUAUCAUGCUCAACAUAUUGCUACGUGAUCUCUCUCUGCUGAGCACAAUGAUGGGUACUUGGAAAGAGGUCAGCUUCAUGGGCUAUCUGGUACAGUCACAAUCUUGGGAUGCAUGGGAUUGA
Messenger RNA from Prunus armeniaca (apricot), 234 nucleotides. Lineage: Eukaryota; Viridiplantae; Streptophyta; Magnoliopsida; Rosales; Rosaceae. The record is from the annotation of a GenBank genome assembly.